AUGGCGAAGAGAGCCGCUGAGAACCCAGGUAACUCAGGAGAACCUUUGAAGGCCGGGGAUAGACCUGAAAAUGAUAUUACAGUCGACGAAGUCGGGGAAUUCGAAGAUGAGUAUGAAGAUGAAUACGAAAGUGAAGAUGAGAUUAUGGAAGCCGGAGUAGACGGAAGACCCGAUUCAGAGAGAGAAGCCGAAGAAAAGGAUGGAAUGAUGAGCAUCAAUCAACCAGCCUUCAUAGUCGGAAGAAACAAAUUGGAACCUGGCCAAACGUUAUCGCCCGAUCUUUCUACUUAUGAAAUGUUGCACUCAUUGAGCACACCUUGGCCUUGCCUCUCUUUCGAUCUUAUUAAGGACAACUUAGGCAGCGAUCGUAAAACUUAUCCUGCUACAAUGUAUGCUGUUGCAGGGACUCAAGCAGCACAAAAUCGAGAGAACGAAAAUCAGCUAUUAGUGAUGAAAUUCAGUGGCCUUAGUAGAAUGGAUAAAAAUCAAGAUGACGAGGAAGAAUCAGACAAUGAAGAUGAAGAUGCAGAUCCUAUAUUAGAGUCUUGCUCAAUUCACUUAGGUUCGGCUACCAACAGGAUACGUGCGCACCAAAUUCCGGCCACAGAUUCUUCGCGUCCUCCAACUACUCUCACAGCUUCUAUGACCGAAUCUUCUCAGAUUCUUAUUCAUGAUGUAACUCCUCAUCUCACUUCUUUUGAUACACCAGGCAUCAUAAUAAGCCCCUCGCAAAAUAAACCACUGUCCACACUUCGAAUGCACCAAUCGGAAGGAUACGCGAUUGAUUGGUCACCUUUAGUUUCUACCGGCAAACUUGUAACCGGAGAUAACGAUGGCAAAAUUUAUGUUACGACAAGAUCGAGCGGAGAAGGCUGGUCAACAGAUACGAGACCGCUUAUUGGACAUACUGGUAGCAUAGAAGAACUCCAAUGGAGCCCCUCUGAACGCAACGUUUUUGCAUCAGCUUCAAGCGAUGGAACCAUAAAAGUCUGGGAUGUGAGAAGCAAAAGUAGGACAGCAGCUUUAAGUGUGCAAGUGAGCAAUUCUGAUGUAAAUGUCAUGUCCUGGUCCCAUCAAACAUCUCAUCUGCUUUCAUCAGGAGCUGAUAAUGGUGAGUGGGCUGUAUGGGAUCUUCGUCAAUGGAAGCCUAAAGCUACUGCGUCUACGUCCUCAAAACCUUCGGCUGUUGCCAGCUUCAAAUUUCAUAAAUCUCCAAUAACUAGCAUCGAGUGGCAUCCGAGAGAUGAUAGUAUUGUAGCUGUCGCAGCUGCGGACGAUACAGUCACUUUGUGGGAUCUAGCGGUUGAGCUUGAUGAUGAAGAAAGCAAGGAUACUGGAGGAUUAUUAGACGUUCCUCCCCAGUUAUUGUUUGUUCAUUACAUGGUAAAUGUGAAGGAAUUACAUUUUCACCCUCAAAUACCUGGCUGUCUAGUUGGUACUGGCGAGACAUUCAACGUCUUUAAGACUAUCAGCGUAUAA
Messenger RNA from Blumeria graminis f. sp. triticale, 1479 nucleotides. The record is from the annotation of a GenBank genome assembly. Lineage: Eukaryota; Fungi; Ascomycota; Leotiomycetes; Helotiales; Erysiphaceae.